CGUAGUAUAAACCAAGCAAUGACUGCUUGUGCGGUGAAACACUGAGUCGUCAUAAAGGAGGUUCUUGUCUAGCUACCUACUGCCUUUUUAGAUUGUUAUUAGUGUAAAGAACUUAAUUUGGACAUGAUUAUGUGUAGGUUUUUUAUAGUGGGAAUUAUGGUUUUGUCCGCUUCAGCUGCUAUGGUACGGAAUAACGAUACCAAGAACUUUGUACGGACGUUUUCGGCUUUUUUUGUUCCCGUCACAGACGAACCCAUAGAUUACCUGGACGUACAGGAAGGCAGCGGAUCUGGCUUUUACGCGCCCAAGAAGGAACACCACCCUCCUGUGGUUAGAAAACGAUACUACGUCUCAAAAGAGGCCUCACAGUUCCUCACGGGACGUUUGGUGACUGUUUUUGUACCCACGGUGUACACAUUUGUGUUUAUUAUUAGUGCUCCUUUAAACGCCUUUGCCCUUGUCAUGUUCAUUCGUCGGGUGAGACCAAAGAAGCCAGCAGCGAUAUAUAUGCUGAAUUUGGCUUGCGCAGACCUUCUUUUCGUGUUGCUUCUCCCUUUUCGGAUUGCCUACCACUACAAUGGAAAUAACUGGAUAUACGGAGCCGGAAUGUGUCGUGUUGUCACCUCAGCGUUCUACUGCAACAUGUACUGCUCAGUGCUACUGAUGAUGUGCAUAAGUCUGGACCGGUUCAUGGCUGUCGUCUAUCCAAUGGACUCACUUACCUGGCGUAGUGCUAGUACCGCUUCAGCGGUGUGCGCUGCAAUGUGGGUUCUUUCCGUUGGCGGUGUGAUUCCUUUGCUUGCUUCUGAACAAACAAUUCGCUUGCCCGACUUGGACAUAAUUACCUGCCACGACGUACUAGACAUAGAAUUCCGUGCCUAUUAUCUCUACUUUUUCCCCAUAUUCAGCUCCGUGUUCUUUUUUAUUCCCUUAAUUUUUACCACUUUCUGCUACGUGCGUAUUAUCCAGGCGCUUUGCGCAGCCAACGUGGAAAACCGCGCAAAGAAGACUCGCGCUGUUUUCAUGGCGGCCACGGUGUUCGCCGUGUUCGUGAUCUGUUUCACGCCUACCAACAUCAUCCUGCUAUCGCAUUACGUGCGGUUUGCCCACAAACACAACGAGGCGUCAUACGCCGCGUACUUGGUUUCAAUGUGCAUAGGCAGCAUUAGCUGCUGCCUGGAUCCUCUCAUAUACUACUUUGGCUCUUCCCAGUGCCAGAAGCAAGUGGUUGCUUAUUUGAAGUGUCGGACCGCACUGCAGGUCGAACGUUCAGAGUCGAGCAAUAGCACUAGGUCGAGCAAGCUGGAGACUUUCAAAAGCAACGUGAGCAGUCAGUACAGAAAGCUUAUGGCAUGAGCCCGUUACGUGGGAGUUCAACCAGCGAAGUUUACUGUAUCUAUCCUGUGUGAUGGGUAUGUUUUAUUGCACUUUUUUUCCUCAAUAAAAGUGCCUUUUACUCCCCGUAGUAAUUUUAUAUCUAACCUGGAAUGCCAGUGAUCUACUUGUUAGACCAGUGAUCACUGUAAAGAGAAGGCUUUGUGUUCUUUACUACAUCUAUAUAUUUUUUAACUACACCUGUCUUGUUAAAACGACAUAUCACAGCAUUCCUUUUAUUAUAAACUCAGGCAAUUCUUCUUACCCUAAAUGCCAUACAUACACACACCAGAUAUUACAUUUGUACAUGCUUGCACAUUGUACAUCUUAUACUUACUAUGCAUGCUACCAAACAGGGCCAGCAGGCUGGUCCAAGAAGUUACGUAAGCAAAUGUUUGUCCCAGAUAACACACAAUGAUUUUGCUACAGGUGUCUGUUAAUCCCUGUGUAUAUGUACUAUGUAAAAAUGUUUGUAUAAGGAAAUGUGUAAAUCAAAAUAAAAAAAUCAAAA
Messenger RNA from Electrophorus electricus (electric eel), 1885 nucleotides. It is a transcript of the gene f2r, whose product is annotated as coagulation factor II (thrombin) receptor. Gene Ontology annotation, molecular function: thrombin-activated receptor activity. Gene Ontology annotation, cellular component: plasma membrane. NCBI's taxonomy places the organism in Eukaryota, Metazoa, Chordata, Actinopteri, Gymnotiformes, Gymnotidae. Gene Ontology annotation, biological process: positive regulation of Rho protein signal transduction; positive regulation of blood coagulation; phospholipase C-activating G protein-coupled receptor signaling pathway. The record is from RefSeq and is a predicted model, not a curated record.